AUAGUAAUAAAUGUUGGCAAUCUUGUAACAUGUGUUUGGUAUACCUGUCUAAUAUUUUACAAAUUUUUAUUUAUGGUUCUCUCAAAUAUCUUAUUUUACAUUCAUUUCAACGUAUUCAAUUAGAUUGACUUGAAAUAAUUGAGAUACUAAUGUGUUUGCCUCCUUACACUUAUUGUUUAUGCGAAAGUGAUUUCUACACAAUAACCUCAAAAUGAAGGUUGGGAAUAAAACUAAUAGAAGAAAAGUGGACAUUUCAACAAAUAAUUUAAAAAUUACUUUUCCCAAUUUUAGGACAUCCAAAACGAACAAUCAAGCUGAAAAUUUAGAAUUACAAGACGAACAUCUGGAUUUUGAACCUGAUGAUGAUCUCACAGGCAAUGAUUCUGAAGAAGAACAAAAUCAUUUUGCAAACAGUUAUAAUAAUGAAAGCUUUACUGAAAGCAAUUCAAUUACAGAAGAAUUUGAAACCUUUUCAACAGAAUCUCAAAAAGAAAAUUCAGUACACUACUCUACUAAUAGAAAUAAUGACCAUUUUAGAAUUACUACUAAAACAUCAACAUUUGAAUACUCACAUCGAGGGGAUCUGCUUCAGUACCAUACCUACCCCAAUAGAUCAGAAGAUAGUCGAAAAAAAGAAUAUUUGCAGGUGAUUCCACCACUAAUCUCUGGACAAGUUAUGAUAGACAGUUCAAGUGAUAGUGACACCAGCAGUGAUAGUUUUGAACAUGAUGAUAUGGGUGAAGUUGAUGAUAAUGUGAAUUGCUCUCCAACAGAUACUGAUGAAGGAAAUGAAUAUUGGGAAUCGAAUGAAAAUGGAGCAGAAGAAAAUUGUGAAGAACAAAUUGAUAAUAAAGAUAUCUUGAACCAUGAUGAUGAAUAUUCUGAAACAUCAGUAACCUAUGAAGAAGAGGAUGUAGCUCAGAAACCAUUUUUUUGUGAUAAAAGUUUAUGUACAUCUGGCUUUAAUAUAAUAAUAAAAACUAAUAUAAAUUCCAAAAAGCUAGUUUUACAGAGAGAUUCUUGGAAAAAGAUGAGAAGACACUAUAAAGCUAUCGAUAAAAGGUGGAAACUUCGACCCAAUCCUUAUCAUCACAUUAGAUUGUUUUUAGAAGAUAUUGGAUAUGUUCCAUUAUUGUAUAGACUCAAAGACAGUAUUAAUUUCAGUAGCAUUGAAACGAUGAAUGUAGAAUCAUCUUCAUCUAUGUCUAGUUGUGAUACUUUUAUUUCAAAGCAGUCUCAGAAAAAGAAGAUAUGUGAACAAAUUGGAAAAUGUGAAUCACAGAUAUCCUCAUUUAAAGUACCGUUGCCUCCUACAAAGAGGCCUCCUACGAGACCUAAGAGGUCAGAUAGUGUUUCCUCUAAUGAAACCAUAUUGAGUCGUAUAGAUGAUAGAUCAGUACAAGAAUGUAGAGAAGAUGAUGUUAUAUCAAUUUCAGCUUCUUCUAUCGGCUAUUUGGAACCAGAGGAGGAAGUCAAAGAAGAACAAUUUUCCGCCUAUCAAAGCCUUAUCAACGACAAUGAGUCGGUUACCACCAGUUUCUCUGGAGGAUAUUGGUUAUCUUCCAAGUUACAAAAUACUUCACCUCCUUCGCCUGUUUCCUUAAAUUUUAUACCUCCCCAAAACUCACCCUCAAAUUCCAAAGCUUUAGCCAUGUCUUCACAAUCCAUUCCUUCCUUAUUCACAAAUAUAAUUAAAUGUCCGUUUUUAGAAUCUGAAACUAAUACUAGGAAAAAUUCAGCUGUUCCACCAGCGGGACCGAAUCGUAUAAAUUUUAUGGAAGUUCCUAGAUUUUUUGCUGGAAUUUGUUACCAUCAUUAUUUUAAUGGACGAUGCGUUAAAGUUAACUGUACAUUACCACAUUUUAUAAAGGACAGUUUAUUUUUUAAUAAAUGUAAGGAUCUUGAAUCAUCAGAAGAAGUGCGAAGUUUAUUCAAUUAUGUUACUAAUUUUGAUAGGCUUUUUGAAGAUAUUUAUGCAGUAUUUUUAAAAGCUUUUGGACAUUUCAAAAUGAGAAUCGAUCUUAUUAAUUGCAUCCAUCUUUUUUUAAAGAAAGAAAAUAUAGCAUUCAAGAACGCUAUGGAAACUAUAAUUGAAUCGCUACAAAAUACUGGAUUAACUUUUUUACAGACCGUUGAAAACAUUUUAUUCAAUAUUGAAUUUUUACAAUGUCCCAUUCUGACCAACACGCUACUGGACAUUUUAACCACUAGGUCUAAUAUAAGAGAUAACUGGGAAGUAAUAAAACGAAUUUGCAAAGGAACUCAAUUCAUUGCCCCCGAAUUUUUCGAAAGAAUACUCUGUAAACUACUGAUAAUAGAAAUUCCAAACAACCGAGACUUAUCAAUGGACAUCUACAACACAGUCGUUAAAAAAGAAAUAACUAAUUUAUCAUUAGUAGAACCUCGUUUACUGAGAGCUAUAAAAGCGACAGUGGAAUUAGAGGAGAAAUCAUUAGACAAUUUCAUCGAUGAGAAUUUGUCUAUAGAAAGAGAAAAAUAUGAAAGAUCUCAAAACAAUGAUUGUGAAACUUCUCCUUUCGAUUAUGAUCAAAACAGUUUAUCUGAUGCUGAUGACAGACUCAAUUAUGUCGCUCCCAGUUAUUCGUCAAGAAAAUCUAUUCGUGAAGAAAGUAAUUCCCCUGUUUCUAUCGGUACAAGAAGAUCGAGCAGUGAUUUGGAUAUUGGUGGUAAUAAUUCAGAUGUAUAUUCACUCCAAGGUGUAAAAAAUUAUCAAUAUGUACCCCAAGCUGUUACUAAAUGUCGUGAUUCUAUGAGUAUAUCAAGUACAUUUAGAUGUCCGACUCCAAAUUGUAGCUCUUCAAAGGUUAAAACUUCUCAACGUUAUUCUCCUGUGGAGAACAGUGUGAUGACACACAGUACUACUGAUAUUACUGCUUUAGCGACUUCAGAUUAUUAUGGAUACCCAGAUCAACCAAUUAUUGGAAAAUUCAAAUUUAACGAAGGAUUUAUUUUUGAUCAGUCGUUACAUCAUCUUUUACCAUCAAGUUGUCACCAAGUAAGCAUGAGUGAAAGCCAUAUUAUUGAAUUGAAUAAAUUCAUUUUGAAUGGUAAUGGAAGUGGAUUUUUAAGGAUAUUAGAUUUAUAUAAAAGUCCUACUACUAUACAGCAUUUUGUUACUAUGUGUGUAGCCGACAUAAAGUCCUGUAAGCAUCCAUGUAACCAAUUUUUAGACCUAUUGGAAAAUAUAGGAUGUAUAGAGCCAAAUUUUAGGACAAACAAUUUGUUAAAAGGGAUAUUUGAAGUAAUCGCUUUCAAUAUGUUGUUAGUUUUUGAAAGGAAAUGUCAAUAUGAGGAUGCAAGGAGAUUUGUUGAAGUCUUCAAUGAUUGGGACAGUUUAAUAUCUUCGAAGCAAUUUGGAUUGAGAAAGUUAACUCCUAUGGGACGCUAUAUAUUACUUGCCAAGCUACUCACAAAAUCCAAGGCGUUUUACUAUGCUUAUGAAAUUUUGCAGUCACCUGAUCUGAAUUUGUUAGAUUCUCCUAAAAAUUGGCCACUUUUCAGAAUUGAUAAUAUAGAUCUAGAAUCAAGAAACGCGGUGCUUGUUGACUUUUUCAAAGAAGCUUAUAAAUCCAAUAUUGAAGUAGUAUGUGAUAUGUUCAGAAAAAUUUUCCAGUUUAAAAAUAUAUACCAAUUUGAUGCUUACAGUUAUUUCAAUCCGAUGCUGGAACAUCUCAUUAAUCAUGAAAAAAGUCUGUUGCUUAAAUAUUUCUACUCUAAUAUAGAUAUUUUUUACAAUAAAAUGGAAAGAAAUAUAUUUCGAGCGUUUACAAUUUUUAUGGAGGGUAAUCUUACUUUAGAACAUAGGUUAAGAUUAUAUGAAUAUGGUUGUAAGAAAGGAAUAUAUGUACAAUUUACGGGUAGAGAACAGACAAUAGUACUGAGGACAAAUAUGCCUAACAAUGAAAUAAAAUUGAUACUCCAAUAUUAUUUCAAGGCUAUGUCUCGUCUUGCAUAUUAUGAGGUUAAUCAUGAUCUCAAUAUAGAAAUCAAGCUACCGGAUGGUAUCGUGGAUUCACCUAAAAUAUUGCACAGGUGUAUUAGGAGUAUUAAUGAAUUGAAUAUGUCUGUUAAAGAAAUUGUGCACGAUUAUUUUCUAUUGCAAGUUAUCAGUCCUGAUAAACAAAUAAAUACAAUGCUACAAGUACCUAAAGACGAACUUAGAAAAAUAAUAAGAACAAUUUAGUUAUAUUGAAUUGAAACAAAGAAGUUUUUUUUGUUAUUAGUAAUAAUACGAACCUGCAAUUUUUUAUGUGAAUACUUUAUUACUUUAUAUUAAAUUACAUUUUAUAUUUUUUCAUGAAAGAAUUACUUUCGAAAUAUUGAUAACAUAAAAGUAUGUAAAAAUUUUAAAACAUUCGAUGCAAAACUUAUUCGAGAAUUACAUUUUCAUUUGUAAGACACACCUGUUGUGACCCUUAAAAUACAAUAGACAAAAUUGCCGGCUUGUAUUACUUAUAUGUUAAUUUUUAUAUGAAGUGAAUCAUUUUUUCUGUUUAUUGUAAAUAUUUUCAUGGAAGAUCUGGAAUAAUCUCUUAAGUUUUAUUGGAAAAAGAUCUUAAAUUUCAAGGAGACAUUUAAAUUUGGUUGUUUUAAUAUUUCAUUAUGUUUUUAUGAUUAUAAUUAGAUAUGUAUCUUCAUAUGGACGACCGCAUGAACUUAUUAAUCUGUAUUGUAGCUAAGUAAAUACAAUUAUUUUUGUUUGUUUCUUAUGUCGAAUAAUUAUUUUUAUACAAAUAACUGAUUUUAAUAUUGAGGCUACGAGGAUGAUCCGAAACAGAAAAGUCUGAAGAUAUUUCAUCGAUAAAGUGAAGAACGAUACUGCCACUGUUAACUGAAUAUGAUGGUUAGGUUUAGUAUUUUUAAAUAAAAUUUAUUGAGAUGAUCUAGUGACGAUUCUUAAAUAUGAUUUGUUUUUCACUUUUUUCUGUUUCAUAGGAUUUCACCCAAUGCUAUAUUCCAUGUUUUUUUUAAUUUUUUUACUCAUAUAUUUGGUAUAUCAAUUCUUUUAACUUGUCUAUUAUUGUACAAACCAUAAUCCUUCUCUAAUUUCCAAAUUUCUCAUAUAAUUUGAGAUUUGCGGAGUACAAUGUACAAUGUAUGCACGGGAAAUCUACAAGCUGUUUUAAAAUCAAUAACUGACUAUAUUAUAUAGUCAGAAGUGGUUUUGGACUGAACAAAUUUAUAGAACUAGUGGUUCUUAAAAUUCGAAUAAAGUAGUGCUUCAAUUUAGUAAGGUAGAUUUAAGUACGCUAACUUACAGUGUAAAUAUUAAGGUAUUUGCACAAUAUAAGAAAGCAAAAGGAAGCUUCAGAACACAUUUUCAGAGGUAGUGUAGAUGAGGCAAGGAGACACAGCUAAAAGGAAGUUCCUCCAAGAAAAUUUUUAUAUACAUGUAAAUUUGUAGUUUUACCAAAAGAUUCUUUAUAUUGAUGCAACAGUAGUACAAUAUUAAAGGAAAAUCCAAGGUCCAAGUGACUUAGAGAAAUAUGGAAAAUUGUAAGAGAGGUGCUAUUCCUUGUUCACAUGUUCACAGAUUGUAUGUAUGUAAGGAGAUACUAAUUGUUCAACAACUUGAGGAAGAGGCUUUGAAAAAACUUUCAAGGACGCGUGUAAAUUUGUGGAGUCAUCAAAAGAUCUCUUUUAUAUCAAUGUAAGAAUAGGUAGAUCCACAAUUCAACAAAGUAUGAAAAAAAUGAAGCAGUUCCACUUGAUUUAAAGGGAUUAGGAAAAGUAUAAACAAGCAGCUUCAAGUGUAUUGAACGCUUUAAGGUCAGAGGUCAUAAAAAUUGGUUUUUCACGAAUAUCUCGCUUCCUAUUAUUUAAAUGAGGUUUGCACUACUUAUGAAAGUUGUAGGGUAUAAAAUUCUCUACAACUUUUGUAUAAUUAAAUAACGCCCAUUAUUUAUGUACUUAUUAUUAAUUAUUCAUAUUUAAUUAAAAUAAGUGACUUAACUAUUUAUAUUUAACUAUAGUAUAUUAUGAAUUCUGGAUUAUAUAUUUCAAAUUAAAAAGGACAGUAAGGGAAUAUAUUUCACACAUAUCUUUAUUUAUCAUUAACCUUGCGCAACUAUCAUGUUUGAUUGUAACAUACAAGCUAACAUCAGUCUCCGAGCCCGUAAAAGAAAAUGUUACAUCAUUGGAAUCCUAAGUGUUGAUAAUAUAUCAUUAUCAACUUCUAGAAAAUUACAGUAAGCAACCUAAAAUAAAAACGGAAAAUUUAUUAUUAUUGUAGUAGAAACUAAAAUGAGGAUUCCCUAAACAUCAGUUCUUAAUUAUAAAAGCACAAAUUAUAACAAUCCUAAUUACUGACUUAAAAUUUUUUUGUUACAAUUGAAAUGAUUCUUAUCUUUAUGAUUUUUGGAAUGUUUUUUCUGGUUGCCCAGAAUUUUAGAGAACACUCUUCUGAGUUGUUUUGACUGUACAUUCAUCUUAAAUAUCACAUGAGUUAAUGGAUGCUAUAUUUCAUGCACCAUAAACAUUACUAACGGCCAACGUCCUGUAAUUCGCGCAAAGUUAUAUGCCACCUUUUGUUGACAUCUAACCAA
This is a messenger RNA of Diorhabda sublineata, 6566 nucleotides long. RefSeq lists its product as uncharacterized. The transcript has 17 exons. The record is from RefSeq and is a predicted model, not a curated record. Bases 212 to 4204 code for a protein of 1330 amino acids. Lineage: Eukaryota; Metazoa; Arthropoda; Insecta; Coleoptera; Chrysomelidae.